AUGAAGUUCUCUACUAUCUUCUCAACCCUCCUUGCUGCUGCUUCUGUUGCGGUCAAUGCGACCCCAAUCGCAAAGAAUGAGGUCGAUUCUAGCCUCAUCUCCGCUCGUGAGACAAUCCCACUGUCUACUCCUUUCUCGACCGAAAUUGUCAAAAGAGAAACCGAAGACAGCGACACCUUCGCUGCUUUAGCUCAGGCUUACGGUGGAGAGCUGGAGGACGACAAGUACUAUGUGCUUACGGCCAAAUGGCCCCUGAGAGACGAAAUUGACAACGAGACCCCUGCUGAGCUUCAGGAGUUACAGAAAAAACUCGGCUUCUACCAUAUCGGAUUUAUUGUUGGCAAAGUUAGCAUCAAGGAGUCCGGCCAUAAGAAACACAGAAAGACGAAGCGUGACUUUGACGGCCAGGUCUAUGACACCAUUAAGAAGGAGAACAAGGACAUCAAAUUCCGCAAGACCAACUGGGACACCAGCAAGAGAAGAGACAUCGAAUUUGUGAAGAUGACUACCAAGAAGAAGGCCGAUGCUAUCAACAACAAGGCCAAGGACUACGAGAAAGAUCACCCAGUCUACAGCGUGGAAGACAACAACUGCAACACCUUCGUCCAGGCGCUCCUGAGCGAGUUGUAA
Messenger RNA from Trichophyton rubrum CBS 118892, 630 nucleotides. RefSeq lists its product as uncharacterized. Bases 1 to 630 code for a protein of 209 amino acids. The record is from RefSeq and is a predicted model, not a curated record. Lineage: Eukaryota; Fungi; Ascomycota; Eurotiomycetes; Onygenales; Arthrodermataceae. The transcript is spliced from 2 exons.